Pochonia chlamydosporia 170 is the source of this 1437-nucleotide messenger RNA. Its product is annotated as glucose and galactose transporter. The transcript has 4 exons. The coding region runs from base 1 to 1437 and encodes 478 amino acids. NCBI's taxonomy places the organism in Eukaryota, Fungi, Ascomycota, Sordariomycetes, Hypocreales, Clavicipitaceae. The record is from RefSeq and is a predicted model, not a curated record. Gene Ontology annotation, biological process: transmembrane transport. Gene Ontology annotation, cellular component: membrane. Gene Ontology annotation, molecular function: transmembrane transporter activity.
AUGGCAACAGGCACCAUCACUGAAACAGAGGAAGCCAUCCCUCUUCCACAAAGGCCAAAUGCCACUCAAAAUACAACUUCAAACACAACACCACCAGAGGUUACAGAAAAUCGAAGCAGCUUCCUCCACAACAGGGAUUCCUUCAAACUUCUCAGCGUCGGCUUUUCCUUUUUCGUGGCCGGUAUCAACGAUGGCAGCAUCGGUGCUCUCUUGCCCUAUGUCAUUAGAGAAUACAACAUCAACACCGCCAUAGUUUCAAGCUUGUAUGGCGCCAACUUUUUCGGCUGGCUCGUUGCAGCCAUGACAAACACCCAUCUCUGUCAGUAUCUCGACCUAGGAGCCAUGCUUGCACUCGGUGCCGUGUGCCAAGUCGCAGCUCAUGCUCCUCGUGCCUGGGAUCCGCCGUUUGGGCUAUUCGUUGUGUCAUUUUGGAUCGUGAGUAUCGGACAGGCCUUUCAAGAUACACAUGGAAACACUUUUGUUGCUGGUGUCAAAGGUGCGCAUAGAUGGCUUGCCUUUAUUCAUGCCAUGUACAUGGCAGGUUGUCUUGUUAGCCCUUUCGUUUCGACUGCCAUUGCUUCAGCUGGAGUUGUGUCAAAGUGGUACCUGUUCUAUACAUUCCCUCUUGGUAUUGGUGUCGCCAAUUUAGCUAUUGUGCUCAUUGCAUUUCGAGACUCCUUAAAAUUCAAGGCGAAAAGUCAGAUUUCGUCCGAAACGAGGCAUGCAGAAGCUACAGAAAGUGAGGGUGACACUCAAACGGGAGUUUCACAAUUCGCUCGAGAGGCACAACAAGACUCACCAGAGUCGCUUCCCGUGUCUAGAAACAAGGGCGCCUGGAGUCUCAUCUCGACAACAGCCAGAACACCAAGCGUGUGGUUUCUGUGCACAUUUUUCUUCUUUUACCUGGGCUCUGUGUUGACGGCCAGUGGCUGGGUAGUCGAAUACCUUGUUGACGUUCGUCAUGGUAAACUUUCGCAGAUGGGCUAUGUCCCAGCUGGAUUUAAUGGCGGCGCUUUAUUAGGUCGGCUGUUCCUUGCUGAGCCUACACACCGUUUCGGCGAGCGUAAGAUGGUGUUUAUAUAUUGCUUGAUGGCCAUUGUCCUGCAACUUAUUUUCUGGCUCGUCCCGAACAUUUUUGCCGCAUCUGUUGCAGUGAGCUUCAUUGGGUUCUUUACCGGACCACUAUUUGCCACUGGAAUAUCACUUGGUUCCAAACUAUUCCCAGAGCAUAUCCGGUCUACAGCACUCGCUCUAGUCUUUGUCUUUGCCCAAAUGGGAGGAUCCUUGUUCCCCGUCAUUACGGGCGUCGUAUCAUCCAACGCUGGUGUGAAAAUUCUUCAACCAAUGCUGGUUGGCUUGCUCGGUGCUACAGCGAUUAGCUGGUUGUUGGUGCCCCGACCCAAAGAUACCGCACAUCCUGGGUUGCAUCAAGAGUAA